AUGAUUUGCAGGCUACUUCUAAGCCUAAUCAUGAUGCAGAGUAUUCUUGCAAGAAUUGAUGUGGAAGACAUAAAAAAAGUCAGUAAGACCUUUGUUGGCGAGAAGCAGGAUGUGGCUAUUAACCCAAAAGGACCAUUGAAUCUGAUGCGUGGAUAUAUUGUAAACCGGAAUGGAUACAUG
Messenger RNA from Nematocida ausubeli, 180 nucleotides. RefSeq lists its product as uncharacterized. NCBI's taxonomy places the organism in Eukaryota, Fungi, Microsporidia. The transcript has a single exon. The annotation marks the transcript as partial. The record is from RefSeq and is a predicted model, not a curated record.